GUGAUCACUUUUGUACAUACCAUGUUAAGCAACGUGAAGCUAACAAAGAUGUACAAGUGUCUUGUUGUGUGUCCACUCAACACCUGCCUAACUGGGUCAACGAGUUCCAGAUUUGGCUGGACGACGUCGACUUUGAAAUCAAGGUGUACGAGAUGUCGCGGGUGAAACUGAACUUUGAGCGUGCCCAGAUGCUGGAAUGAGUGGCACGAGGGCAGGGCGGGGGGUGAUGAUUCUCGGCUAUGACAUGUACAGGAAUCUUGUUAAGGGGUCACACUGCAAAAACGAAAAGCAGAAGAAAAUAUUCUUUGAGGCGCUCUCUAACCCUGGUCCUGACCUUGUUGUGUGUGAUGAGGGACACAUCUUGAAGAAUGACAAGACCUCUCUCUCCAAGGCCAUGAACACAAUAACGUCACGCCGAAGGAUUGUUCUCACCGGCACUCCUUUACAGAAUAACCUUGGAGAAUACCACUGCAUGGUGAGCUUUGUCAAGCCCAGCCUUCUCGGUACCAGGAAGGAGUUCUACAACCGCUUUGCCAACCCGAUCACAAACGGACAGUGUAGCGACUCCACCCCUACGGACGUGAAGGUCAUGAAACGUCGCGCCCAUAUCCUCCACAAACUUCUGGCAGGGUGUGUCCAGAGGAAAGAUUACUCGGCCCUCACAAAAUUCCUUCCUCCCAAGAUGGAGUAUGUGAUUUCCGUGCGACUCUCAAAAGUGCAGAUGUCCCUGUAUGAAAAGUACCUGGAGCUGUCAGGGGUGACCACCAACCCUGACACAAAAACCAAGGGGGCGCAACUCUUCAAGGACUAUCAGGCCCUCAUGAGGAUAUGGACCCACCCCUGGGUGCUGAAACUUGACGAGAUCCGACAAGAGAAUAAGCGUCAGUUUGAUGACAGCAAGGAUUCUUUCAUAAAGGAUGAAGACAGUAAGGCUGAAGACUUAUUUAUAAAUGACUCCACCACGUCGGAUGAGGAUGAUAACGUUAUGUCCGACGACUCGACGAAGAAAUCCAAAAAGGAGGGUGCGGGAUCCUCGUGUAUGGACGAAGCUGACAUGGGGUACGGCGGCCCCAAGGAGCUCACCUCCGAGUGGUGGGCGGAGUUUGUCAAGGAGGAAGAUAAGUACAAGCUGGAGCUCUCUGGCAAGCUCAAACUGCUCUUCGAGAUACUCAAGAUGUGUGAGGACAUAGGCGACAAAGUGCUAGUCUUCAGUCAAAGCCUUCUCUCCCUUGACAUCAUUGAGGAUGUCCUGGCAAAGUUACAUGAAGUAAAUCAGCCAGAAGCCAGCAGCGAUGGAGACAGUGCUGGAAACAAGGACGGGAAAGCGGGAGAUAAACCAGUGGAGGUUGCGGCUGGGGGAAGUGAAGGGGCCUCCUCGUCGAAGAUAGGGGCUGGUGAAGGGGCCAGCAAGGAGUUGAGUGAGGAGGACAAGACGGCCAAGGAACUGAAAGAAAGGCUGUCUCAAUAUGGCAAGUCAUGGACAAAGGGUGGUGAUUAUUUCCGCAUGGACGGCUCAACAAGUUCUAUUCACAGAAAAGCAUCUCAAGAUAUGUUUAAUGACCCAGAAAACUUAAGAGCCCGUCUGUUCUUGAUCUCAACGAAGGCUGGAAGCUUGGGAAUAAAUCUUGUGUCGGCCAAUCGUGUCAUCAUCUUCGAUGCUUCGUGGAACCCCUCCCACGACAUUCAGUCAAUAUUCCGUGCGUAUAGAUUUGGACAAGUCAAGCCAGUGUAUGUGUACAGAUUUCUAGCACAGGGAACAAUGGAAGAGAAGAUAUACGAGCGGCAGGUCACGAAGCAGUCGCUGUCGCAGAGAGUCGUGGAUGAGCACCAGAUAGAGCGUCACUUCACGGCGGCCGACCUUCAGGAGCUAUACCGCUUCUUACCUGAUCGGCUGGAUGAUCCCAACAGGAAGGAGAGACCUCUGCCCAUCUUGCCAAAGGAUCACAUGUUGGCUGAGAUAAGUACAACAAACAAAGAGUGGAUCGUUACAUUCCACGAGCAUGAUUCUCUUCUGGAAAAUGUCGAGGAACAGAAACUGACGGAGGAUGAAAAGAAGGCAGCGUGGGAAGACUAUGAGAACGAAAAGAAGGGAAUCAACAUGAACAGAUAUGAGUCGCAGCCAUCAGAUGACACAAAAGAACAUGAAAGCAUCAACAGUAGAAGUCAAGGGCAAAAGUCUACUCAGCAGAAAAACAGUGACACUACCAAUGGUUUAGAUACAGAAAAUUCAGACAUAUACUUAACAUUAGGAAACUCUCAAAAAAGCAUUGAUCUUGUGGAAACAUGUGAUGCUCAAAGGGUCGAAAAAGACAUCAUUAUGACAACAGAACUGGAAAAUCAAACAGAUAAAACAAACAAAGUAAGCACUUCCGUUGUUUACGAAACGCAAAUGAAAGACAAUGUUAAUAGUUUAAGAGAAAAUGCAAAUAUUACAGCUGUUGAUGAAUUAAGUAAAUACCUUGACAAAACUGGUAAUCAUGCAGAGGAACAUGCUGAAGGUCCAACUAAAAGUGAUGCCAAAGUGAAGCAAAAGCUGGAAACUGAUGAUGAUCUUAUUGAAAUUGUUGACUUAACUGGUGAUGAUUUUGAACCAGAUAAAGAAACCUUAACACAGGUAAGCAAAGGUUGUUAGGUGUGAGAUCCAGAUCGUCGGCAAAGUCGAGGUCGUCCUACUGCUUCCAAAGUAUCCACUUGAUUCCGUUAUGCUUCUGCGUAACCACCAACAAGUAAACAUCCUCACUCAGCCAAUCUUUUGACAUUCUCCACCAAGUGUACAGCAAGGAUUAUUCCCCGUUUGUACUAAAAGAUUUCGUCAAAGUUUGCUUGCAACAACACCAUACCAGAUACAUAUAUGUGAAUUCAAUAAUAUAUGAACAUGAUUUUACAUGGUUAAGAUUUUAAAAUAACAACUUAAUUAUACAUGAUUAAAUAUUAAGUCAGAAUACAUUAUGAAAAAAUAGUAUUGGAGUUAACCAUUCAUUUGGAGGACGCAGGUGGGCUGGAGGCAGUUUCUUGGCAGCUGUACAUGCUCACAAUGGAGAUGAUGGAAUAAGUUUUAUUAUCAGUGAAAUAAUGAUUAUUGAAAAUGCCGAAGAAUAUAAAUAAAACAAAGUUUGCAUUUAUUUCACUACGAUAAAUCUUAUUUACAGCUGACACUUGUCAGCGCCCACAGUAGUCCGCUCCAACUGCACUAUCCUAAGCAUCUGCUUGCAUAUAGAUAUACUAGUAAUACUUUUAACUUGAUGUAAUAAUUGAAGAAAAUGUGAGACCAUAUUUAAAAAUCACCUUUAUUGGCAUACUCAAUUGUACCUGUUCAUAUAUUGAAAUAUUGAGAUAUACCAAAUAUAAAAUAAUUAUGUUUAUUUUAUGCUUUAAUGUGUUAUUUAGUUUUAAUGAUUAAAGCUGUCAAUAUAUUUAAUAAAAUGCUAUAAGAAAAUUGCAAAAAAAACUUUUUUCUUUUUUAAAGUGAAUUAACCUUGUGUAUGUUGUAUAUCAGUGAACAAGUUGUUAUACAUUAAAGUGACAGUUCGCUGAAUAGAUCGUUGUUUUGCAUCUAAUUCGUACAUCGAGAAAUAAACUUUACAUAAAUUCAUUGAAAUAUAUUUUUAUCGAGGUUGACAUCGAAAACCUGGUUAAAAUCGGUUUUGAAUCGAUAAAAUAAUAUAUAAAUGAUUAUAAAUACAUUCAAUAGGCGAAAAUCAUUGAAGCAUCGCGAGUUAUGCAAAUUAUAUCUUUAUUUAGCUUUCGCUAAACAUAAUUAGCAUAUGGAAGAUAAAUACAUAGAUUUAGCAAAAAGUAGCGUUGCUACUCAGUUUCCGUCUGUAACAGAUGUAUUUGCAUUUGUUCUUACCUUCUCUCCGAUAAAUUCGCCCGUAUCCGCAAUUUUGUUUGUUUAGGUUUAAAUUAAUCGACUCAUGAAUAUUAAUUAGGUCGUUUUCGUACUUUACCGUACUCGACCCCAAAAUAAAAAUCGCUAUAUUGUUUGUUUUAAACCGAUUUCAAACGGAUUUUCAGUGAUAUUCUCAAUAAAAACACGUUUACUUACGAUUCUGCCCAUAUAUAUAUAUUCCGCGAACUGUCACUUCAAAACGUGCUUAUGAUCGUAAAUUUUGACUUAAUGUUAAGUACUUAAAUAUUUUGUAGACAAAAAUGACCAUAGAAAAGUAAAGAAGAUCGAAAUUGUUAAUUAAUGCACAAAUAAAAAGAAAUAGCAAACCUGGAUAGCGGUUCUAAAACCAUUGUCUAAUCAAGAGCCAAACUAUUACAAAUUGAAUUAUCAUUUAAUGAUUGAAUGCAUACAUUCUUCCAGGUAAAUGUUUAUUCCUGUAACGUGUAUUAAUUAUAUGUCAUUAAUCAUAGCGAUUUAAAAUUAACAUGUUAUGGUGAAGUUUCCUCAUAACGUCUUUCCCAUAGAUGUAUGAUAAUUUAAUCUGUGCAAGUUUCUGCUGUCAAUGCAUAUAGUGUAUUGAAUGAUUACUUACAAUUGUUAAGAAUAGACCUGUUUAUUUACGCUUGGUUGCAUCUAAAGCCUUUUACUUAUUACGACACUUUCGAGUCCGAUUAGAAUCAUUACUAAGGGCCUUUGGGAGCGAUCUCGAGAAUGUUUGGCAGACAUCCUAUAUCCACCACGCCCAUGCGACUAUCUUAACUAAGUUUUAUCUUAUACUGUUGUAGCUUUAUUUCCUGUUUGAUUUGUGAUAUUUUUUUCUAAAAUAUGUUAGAUCUAUGUUUUAUUUACAUAAACAUCUUUGUACAAUACAAGGACAAUUUACUCUCCCAUAUACAUUAACGAUGGAUAUACUAGAAACACCAAGGACGUCUGUCUGUCUGUUUGUAGACGAAAAUGUGUCCAUAGAAGUUCUCCUCAACUUGUAAAUGUACAGCAUUCAAACGUUCCGUUAUUGUUCCUUUUAUUAUGAAGUUGUGCAUGUGCGAUUAUAUUCAACCUUUGUUAAAAAUAACAAAAGCAAUGCCCCUCUUUUAAGAAAUAUUUUUUUUCUUUUUAUAAUAGAAAUUAGCAUUUUUAUAAUAGAAAUUAGCAAACAACACAUCCACAACACAAGGUUCAGAUAUGGUAUGAAACAUGGUUUUGUCGCCCUUUACUAAGUUUCAUUUAAUCAUGACCUUGGGUCAAAACUGGCCGCACCCAGGGGGUCAAAUACGCGAUAUACACUUAUAUAGCAAAGUAACUUGUCAAAAUCUCUUUUUCUGAACCACAAAGUAGUUUUUAAAUGAACUUAUAUUUUGAAAUGUUAUGAUUUACGUAAUGUUCUGUUGAUAUGCAAUUAAAUUGAUUGAAUGUAUUGAUUGUGCCAUUUCUCUCUGGUGAUAAUAGUAAUACAUAUAUAUUUUAUAUUGUUAGUUUUUAAAUAAACUUAUAUUUUGAAAUGUUAUAUUUUUAUGUAAUUUUCUCUUCAUAUACAUUUAAGUUGAUGAAAUGUAUUGAUUGUGCAAUUUCUCUUUGGUGAUAAUAUUUAUACAUGUAGAAUGUAUAUUGUUUUGAAUGUUUGCCAAUAGCUGAAAUAAGAAUGUAUUUAAUAAACAAUGUGAGGGUGUGCUUAAGUUUAAAUUAGCUAUAUUUUAUUAAUGUAAAUUUUACUUUUGCCUUUAUUAGUGAUUUAAGCUGUCUUGUUUUAUUCUAUUUCUUUAAAAAUUAUUUCAAUUAAAGAGGAUGACAUAUAUUGUUUUGUGUAUCAUCACAGUAUUUGAUAAAUUUGAUUAUUUAAUUUUAUGUUAUAUCAUUUAAAUUUGAACGCAUCGUAUACGUCUAUAACAUGUCCGAAUUAUGCAAACAUAAGAAUUGUUUUAAUAGAAAUAGCUUAGUUGGUAAAUUCUAGUUCUAAUUUCUUAAGUACAACGCAAAAAUUAUCGUUUGUAUUGUCAUGUGAACAUUUCAAUAAAUCCAGUGCCAGAGCCUGUCGUGAUAUUUGAAGUAAGAUUAUGUUUCAAUUGAACACCGUAUAUAUUGCUUUUUAUAAAUUGUAUUUUGCACAUACACAUACAAUUAUAUUUAAGGGAUUUCAAAAUGUUCGUCUCUCUUAACUCUGUUAUGAGUGGCUUUGUGAAUAUAUAUGUCAUUUUUUGCAAAGGUGAGACGUAAAUAAACUGUUAUGUGUA
Dreissena polymorpha is the source of this 6117-nucleotide messenger RNA. Its product is annotated as transcriptional regulator ATRX-like. Gene Ontology annotation, cellular component: nucleus. The record is from RefSeq and is a predicted model, not a curated record. Bases 197 to 2632 code for a protein of 811 amino acids. The transcript is spliced from 13 exons. Gene Ontology annotation, molecular function: ATP binding; ATP-dependent chromatin remodeler activity; ATP hydrolysis activity. NCBI's taxonomy places the organism in Eukaryota, Metazoa, Mollusca, Bivalvia, Myida, Dreissenidae.